Diabrotica virgifera virgifera (western corn rootworm) is the source of this 1117-nucleotide messenger RNA. RefSeq lists its product as uncharacterized. The transcript is spliced from 2 exons. Lineage: Eukaryota; Metazoa; Arthropoda; Insecta; Coleoptera; Chrysomelidae. The record is from RefSeq and is a predicted model, not a curated record. The coding region runs from base 36 to 1031 and encodes 331 amino acids.
AGUUUUUUUACUCAGUAACAUUUUGAAAAAGUAAGAUGAAGGCUUUAGUUUUUUUCUCACUGCUGGUCGGUGUUUUUCUGUAUCAGAUAAACGCAGCAGUGGUAGAACCAAGAAAGCACGACGAUAAUUACGACAACGAAUUGAAACAAAACUUGACAGAAUGUAAGCGUUCGCUUUUUCUAGCAUUCAAGGAAGCGGUUCACGAUACUUCCGACUUUGUAGUGCAAAAAGCUAGGAAGGUUAAAGCUUCUAUCAGAAACAAAACGCACAUGGUUAUGCAGAAAGCAAGAGCCAAGAUGCAGUCAGUAAGAUGUAAAUUACAUCUCAUAAAAAGUAAAUUCUAUCCUCACGUGCAUCUACAAGAUCCAUGUAAUAUGACAGAUCAAGUAUUAGAAAAAGGAAAAGAGGUUAUUAAUAAAACAGCAACGGUAAUUGAUUCAGCCUCUGGUACAGCAAAAAAUCAAAUAACUUCCAAGGUGGAAAAAGUAAGAGUUAUUCCAGAUCCUUCCAGAAAUAGAAUAGUAAAUGAUCCUGAUGAAAGCCAAACAAUAUCUAAUUCUAGAAGAAUAACAACUAGAGUAGGAAGUGAUCCCGAAAGAAGCGUGCAUUACAGAAGAACUUUAGUAGGUGGAAAUUCUAACACAACAAGAAUAACCAUCGAUCCUGAUAAAAGUAGGGUACAUUCUAGAACUAUAAUAGUCAGAAGAGACCCUGACCCUGAUCAGUCCGAUGAAUCCAGUGAAACAAACAGAACUCAAGUAGUAACGAGACUGGUCACCGACCCUAGAGGGACUAAAGUAGUCUAUAGAACUAUAGUUAGGUCGGAUCCUAAUACAAAAAUAAAUGAAACCGAUUCUGACGAAUCUAAUGAAACCACUGAAACAAGCAGAACCGUAGUAGUCAAAGAAGAAAAGCCUGAUCUAUUGACGAGUGCUGCAAAUUUUACUAGAAAUAAGAUAAUCACGAAAAAAUGUCCCGAUGGAUUGAUUUUGGAUCUUAGUGGCAACUGCGAGGCUCCUAAAGGACAUUGAGUUAUAAUUUAAUCAAAUAUUUUAAUAGUUUUCUUAUUAUAUUUUAUUAUCCUUGAUUAUUUAAAAAUAAUAUAUAAUUUUAGUUA